This is a messenger RNA of Carya illinoinensis, 775 nucleotides long. RefSeq lists its product as uncharacterized. NCBI's taxonomy places the organism in Eukaryota, Viridiplantae, Streptophyta, Magnoliopsida, Fagales, Juglandaceae. The transcript has a single exon. The record is from RefSeq and is a predicted model, not a curated record. Bases 172 to 525 code for a protein of 117 amino acids.
ACCAUCUUGAGCUGUUCCAAAUUAUAAAAUAGGAAAGAAAUAAAAUUCAUUUGGUAUUAAAUAAUAAUUACAGCACUGCAAAGGAAACCAAAUACAACCAGCUUCUCUUUUUCUUCCUCCAUUGCCUCUCAUUCAUCCUCGAGACUUUCAACAUCUGUUUGCUUGUUCCCCAUGGAGGAUUUCAGAUCCAAGUCAUGCAGGGAUGGGGGGAUGCAGCUUGAGAGCUACUAUGGAGGAAGGACUGCCCCAACAAGCAUGCAAGAUAUGAGGUCUUAUAGUGUUAGUUAUGGUGGUUCAUCUGCAGAGCCAAACCAGUUUGUAAAGGAAGUGAAGAUCAAGAAAGGGAAAAGCACUGUUGGGGCUAUUUCAAAAAGCUGGAGCAUCAGUGACCCAGAAUUGCAGAGGAAGAAGAGGGUUGCUGGGUACAAGGUUUAUGCUGUGGAAGGAAAGAUGAAGGGGUCUCUGAGGAAGAGCUUUAGGUGGCUCAAGAAGUCAUACACCCAAGUGGUCUAUGGAUGGAGGUGAUCGAUGGGUAUAUCUUACUUUUUUCCAAUUUGAAGGUUUUACAUUCAUAAAGUCUGUUUACGGAUUUGAAAUUGUAGUAUGUAUCUGAAAAUCUUGAAUCUCAUAGGACUGAAAGUCCUCUUAUUUAUACGGUUAUACCAAAUACCACAAGUACAUGUGUGAGAGAACUGUCUUCUUUUUCUUUGGGUUCUAAGAAGCCUACUCUAAGCUAAUGUUAUAAAGAUCAAUCACAAGAUAUUGCUUUACUUUA